UAUAAUCAAAUGAAGAGUUUAAUUACUGCUAAGCGCUCCACGUGGCGGAAUAGAGAGAAUCUAGCAGAAGCGCUCUCUCUCUCUCUCUCUCUCUCUCCGCUCUCCGCCUUUACCUUAGGGUUGGCUAUGGCGGCCUCUAGCUCGGGCGCGCGCCUUCCCUCGCCAGUGAAAGCGAUGGCGGAUUCUCUCCCGCGCGAGGACGGCGAUCUCCUGCGCUACCUGGCGACGCACGACGAAUGUGAUUUCGCGUCGAGCAGCAGCGGGAAGCCGGCCAAGAAGCAUCACCAGCAGCAGGGCAAGAAGCGGCAUCUUCAUCGCGCUGUCGAUCACAAUGCGUCGAGUUCUUCCCCUUCUCCAGGCAAGCGAUCCUCUUCUUGCGGAUAUUUCGAGCGCUACGCCAAGUACUGGUCUCGCUGGAGCGCCUCUCCCAACCAGCGGGUGAUUGACGAUGCCCUGGAGCUCAACGAUUCCCUCCAAGCACAAGCACAAGCUCAGGGCAGCCGGAAGUGCGUGUGGCCUGCCAUGGGGGCAAAGAAAGACAAGCAGCAGAAGCGAGCGGCUGCCAAGGACGAUGCCAAGAAGGAAGCGAAUGCUAGCGACGCCAUCACCGAUGUGGAGAAGGCGUCUCCGGAGGAGAAGAUUGACCAAGACAAGGAUAAGAAGCCGUCGCGAAAGCAGGCGGAGAAGAAGGAGGAGGCCGUGAGCAAGCCGCCCAAGUCGAAGCAAGUGGCGCCCCUGGAAUUCAAGGAGGACGAGGAGGACGCCGGGGUCAUCGAGACGAGGAAGCCCCAAUCUUUUGGAACCAAAGCGUCGGAAGCUCUGGGCUUUGUUUGCGAGAAACUUCUCCGGAUGUGGUAUCCGCGCCUCCGACGUCGAAGCUAGAUCACCAGAUUGCAACGGGAAUAAGCGUCGGAUGUUUCUUUCUGUUGCUGGCUGCUCGAAUCACAAGCUCUAGAGAGUACUAUUAUCACACACAGGUCCCAACAUCAACUCUAUUUUUUUGACGAACAAGCCAGGUCUGGCUCUCGCUCUUUUUUCCUUUUACAAGUUCACAUAAUCACUUAUACUUCCAUUUCGUGUUCUUGGCGCCCGAGUGACUGUUUUUAUCUCAAAUCGGUGUCUGACACCUUUGAUCGA
Selaginella moellendorffii is the source of this 1137-nucleotide messenger RNA. RefSeq lists its product as uncharacterized. Bases 10 to 882 code for a protein of 290 amino acids. Lineage: Eukaryota; Viridiplantae; Streptophyta; Lycopodiopsida; Selaginellales; Selaginellaceae. The transcript is spliced from 2 exons. The record is from RefSeq and is a predicted model, not a curated record.